Messenger RNA from Nerophis ophidion (straightnose pipefish), 1810 nucleotides. Its product is annotated as leukocyte elastase inhibitor-like. The transcript is spliced from 11 exons. Bases 165 to 1469 code for a protein of 434 amino acids. Gene Ontology annotation, biological process: negative regulation of endopeptidase activity. The record is from RefSeq and is a predicted model, not a curated record. Gene Ontology annotation, molecular function: serine-type endopeptidase inhibitor activity. NCBI's taxonomy places the organism in Eukaryota, Metazoa, Chordata, Actinopteri, Syngnathiformes, Syngnathidae.
CAUGUUAGGUCGGUUUCCGUAUGACGUCAUCGCAAACGCGGAAGCUGAUUUUACGGUGACGUUUCGGGGCGUGUUAGAAAAAAAAUAUAUAUAAACACUUUUUUUGACAACCGUCUGAGUAUUCUUUGACCACCAGAGGACACAAUAGACCGUCUGUCAAUACAAUGGCGUCGUCAGCAGACAAUCUAUCCAAAGCUAACACGUCCUUCUGCUUGGAUCUGCUGAGAAGGUUGAGCGACAAUGACAAGACUGCAAAUGUCUUCUUCUCCCCUUUCAGCAUCUCUUCAGCCCUCGCCAUGGUGAUGCUGGGGGCUUCUGGCAACACAGCCUCACAAAUGUCAGAGGUUCUGUAUCUCACUGAAGCAAAGUCCCAACAGGCAAAAGCACAAGAUAUGCAAAUGCAGCAGCAGGUCCAGUCCAGUCUGCCAAUGUUUCUGCAGAAGAUAAAAAUGAGUCUGUUGAGCCUACUUUGGACACCCCUGGAAGAAGAUACAGUUCUGAAAACCAAAGGCCAUGAUGAAAUCCAUGCCAGCUUUGCCGAAUUGCUGCUGAAACUAAACAAUCCAAAAGCACUUUAUGCCCUAAGUGUUGCCAACAGGCUGUAUGGGGAGCAGUCCUACCCAUUUGUUGAGGAUUUCUUAGCACAAACUAAAAAGCACUACAGAGCGGAGUUGGAGUCUGUGGACUUUAUAAAAGGACAUGAGGCAGCCAGGGUCAACAUCAAUAAAUGGGUGGAGAAGGAGACACAAGGUAAAAUUACGGAUAUACUGAUCCCAGGUGUGUUGGACAACAUGACUAGGCUGGUGCUGGUCAAUGCCAUCUACUUUAAAGGCGACUGGAACCAGAAGUUUAAAGAGAGUUCAACACGUGACGCUCAGUUUAAGAUUAACAAGAAUGCAACCAAACCAGUGAAGAUGAUGCACCAAAAAUCAAAAUUUCCUUUGACUUACAUCCCUGAAGCCGGCUGUCAGAUCUUGGAGCUGCCUUACAAAGGAAAGGAUCUCAGCAUGCUCAUCUUUCUCCCCAUGCAUAUGGAGGACGACUCCACUGGUCUGGAGAAGAUAGAGAAGCUACUGACAUAUGAGAACUUUGUGGAGUGGACUCGUGCAGAGAUGAUGGAUGAAGUUGAGGUCCAGGUGGGCCUCCCACGAUUUAAAAUGGAGGAGAAGUACAACAUGAAGAAUGUCUUGCUCAGCAUGGGGAUGUCAGAUGCCUUCAACAUGUCGAACAGUGAUUUUUCUGGCAUGUCUCCUGCCAACGACCUGUUCUUGUCAGAGGUGAUCCACAAGGCCUUUGUGGAGGUGAAUGAGGAAGGAACCGAGGCUGCUGCCGCCACCGCCGCCGUCAUGAUGUUACGCUGUGCCUUGCGAACACCUGAAUUCAUCGCUGACCACCCCUUCCUAUUCUUCAUCCGCCAUAACCCGUCCAUGAGCGUGCUUUUUGCAGGCAGAUAUUGCUCCCCCGUGUGAGCUUAUGUUCCUCCGCUACAUGUUAACCACUUGAGGAAGAAACCCUGCUAACAUCCUGAGUGAUUCCAGGAUGCUUCUGCUUUUAACCACAUGUGCCUGCCUGUCAGGCGUUCAAUCACUGCCUAUUCAGGUGCUCAUUCAACACUUUCACAGGUGAUGAAUUGUUAAUUGCAGCGCUAUAUGCUGAAUCAUUUGCACUCUUUGCUUUAUUCAAGUUGGGUUUAAGAAAACAUAUCCUGCAGUGUUUGAAUCUGCUAGGCUCAUUUUUUGACAGUGAUGGACAACAUGUUGGUGUUUUUGACCAAAGAGAAUGAUAAAAUAAAAUGUUCUGUACAGUUAAA